AGGAGUAGUGUGAAAUCGUUUCCCCAACUCCAUCUCAUCUCCAUUUCUUCCAUCGCUUCUGCGGCACAUUCUCUCUCGCAGUCCCGCUCCCGAUCAUGAAUCACAGAGUUCUAAUUUUCGGCCAGAGAUACAGACAGAUUUGUUUCUCUGUUUACAAUGAUGAUUAAAGGGGGAAGAAUAUGCAGAGAAACAGACCCAGGUGUGAGAGCACUGCAAUGGUUUACACCAUCCUCACUCUCCGGCCCGGCCGCGGACUAUGCCCCUUCUCUCUCGGUAUGCCAAUCUCUGAAGCUUUUACUCAGAUACAACAGCAGCCCAACAUCUACGAUGUUGUUCAUGUCAAGUCCUAUGAUGAGGAACCACUGAAAUUUGACAUUGUUAUUAGCUUCCCUGACCAUGGGUUUCAUCUAAGGUUUGAUCCUUGGUCUCAGUUAAACAUGCGCCUGCGUCUUAUUGAAAUCUUUGAUGUCAAGCGGCUUCAAGUGCGGUAUGCCACUUCAUUGAUUGGGGGAGCAUCUAUGCUAGCUACUUUUGUGGCCGUAUAUGCUCUUUUUGGGCCAACAUAUCCUGGAAUUUAUGAUAAAGACCUGGGCGUGUACACUCUAUUUUACCCUGGAUUAUCCUUUGUGUUUCCGGUGCCCUCACAGUAUGGACAGUUCUGUCAUGACCGUGAAGCUGAGGUUCCGCUGGAAUUUCCCGACGGAACAACCCCAGUUGCUUGUCGUAUCUCUGGUUAUGAUUCGUCCACAGGCCGUAAGGUUGGUGUAGGAUCUUCAAUGAUGAAGGCAUGCGUUCCUCCAUUAGCAGCUGGCAGCCUCUACAUGGAAGAAGUUGCAGUGAAGUUAGGGGAAGAAUUGUGGUUUACAGUUGGUGGUCAGCAUAUAUCUUUUGGUGCAUCACCUCAGGAUGUCUGGUCUGAAUUGGGUGGGCCCUGCGAGAUUCACCGGAAACAGGUGGACCAAAUGGCAAUCCAUUCUGCCCCUGAUCCGAAACCAAGAACCACCCUCUGUGGUUAUUACUUCUACAAUUACUUUACACGUGGCUUGGACAUUUUAUUCGAUGGACAGACUCAUGAAAUUAAAAAGUUUGUUCUGCAUACCAACUAUUCUGGGCACUCCGAUUUCAAUUCAUACACAAAGUGCAACUUCGUGAUACAUAAUUCUGAAUAUGAUGGGUCAUUUCAUCAGGAUGUGAAUAACCCCUCUAAAUGUGUCAUUACGCCUAGCACAAAGUGGGAGCAAGUUAAGAAAAUCCUGGGUGACAGCGGACGUGCUGCCAUCCAAACACAAGGGUCCACCAGCAACCUUUUAGGAUCUACAUUUGUAUAUGGAUACCCAAAUGUUGCCUUCGAGGUCAUGAAAAAUGGUUACAUUGCAACUGUAACUCUCUUCCAGUCUUAGUUCCGCCAAGCAGGUGUACAUCGUGAACAUGGUGCUGUACAGUAGAAUGGUGAUCGGGCAUGCCUUACUUUCUCUUGUACAUGAUUUCCAGUGCUUGAACAUAUAUUCAACUUGUAUAUUUAUGUUAGCAGGUGUAAACAUAGUUGCCUUUCUGCGAAAGAUGGUAUUAAUUGCUUAUUUCGUCUUUCAUUUUUCAAAGAGUGAGAUUGUAGACGGAUCAAGAAUGAAUCUAGCACUCCAUCCGUCCCACAAUGUAACUUGUUUGUAAAUAAUAUAAUCACUAGAAUAUAAAAGGCAACUCAGAUAAAAAAUUACAGUAACUUAUUUCUCAUUAAUAAAAGGAAAUAAGGUUUUAGAAAACAACGUAGCCCAAAACAUGUUUUUUCAGUAUAUAACCUUAACACAUGUUGGUGUCAUGUCGAUCUCGUGUUUGAAGGAGGAUUGUUGUGAGCAUUCCCAACUGUCCGUCUGCACUAGUCAUGAAGGCGGCUGCAAGCGGCCUUGCUCAAUAUGCUGCUAUCUCGCAAGUACGGUAAACUAUGUUAUAUUUUUCUCGUAAUUUAACUAAGCCGUUAUUUGUGGUUUAUUUCUUGAUAUUUUAAGACAACGGUUUGGGCCCCAUUUUUGAGCCAGAGAUCUUGCUUGAUGAUGGUGAAUAUGCAAUCGAGAGAAUGUUCAAGGAUGCUCAACAUGUGUGGGAAGAGGUUUAAUUCUACAUAGCCCUAAACCAAUGUCUUAUUUGAAGGAAUUCUGUUGAAACCUAGUAAAAUGGUUUGUGUAUAAAAGGCAAGUCUUGUAACGUAGUAUCAUCAACUCUUAUGUUUCUUAA
Molecule: messenger RNA, 2229 nt
Organism: Salvia splendens (bonfire salvia)
Lineage: Eukaryota; Viridiplantae; Streptophyta; Magnoliopsida; Lamiales; Lamiaceae
Product: PHAF1 protein At3g51130
Exons: 17
Coding region: 180-1400 (406 amino acids)
Source: RefSeq, a predicted model, not a curated record